Molecule: messenger RNA, 5053 nt
Organism: Gloeophyllum trabeum ATCC 11539
Lineage: Eukaryota; Fungi; Basidiomycota; Agaricomycetes; Gloeophyllales; Gloeophyllaceae
Exons: 17
Coding region: 1-4953 (1650 amino acids)
Biological process (GO): meiotic chromosome separation; proteolysis
Cellular component (GO): cytoplasm; mitotic spindle pole body; centrosome
Molecular function (GO): cysteine-type endopeptidase activity; protein binding
Source: RefSeq, a predicted model, not a curated record
AUGGGUACCAGCCCCAGGUGUCCUCUUUCUCACACAGCAUGCUUCAUUUCGCGAUUAGAUGACUUCAGCCAGCGUCUACAAGAAGCUAGGUCAGCGGUCUCCCAAUGCCGACAGUUUAUAGGCUCGGCCGGGGACAAAGACGAUGAGGGACAGAAGGUGUCGUCCAAAGUGCGGCGGGCGCUUGAGAAACUACGCCGGAUUACUGUCAGACUUAUCGAGGAUUCUGGGACCCCACUGAAAGGGGAAGUGACCCAACUCGCGACAGAUAUCAUAGCCAUCCACGAGCAUACUUUGUCUCAGGGUUGGGUCACCACCGAUGUAUUGACCCCGGCCGUAGAAAGUCUCUUUCUCCUCGCUCGUACAACCCUUUCAGUGGCCAACCCGAACACUCACACCCCCGCAUACGACUUCUUGGCGCAUGCGAAGCGCUUGGUCUCUUACUGUCCCUCCGCCGCCCCUGAGUUCGACGUCCACACUCACGCGAACUACGUGCGGUGUCUUUCCGGUGCAUUCUACAAUACUGCCGGGACGCUGUAUCAGGCCAGCCGACAUGCCGCCGCCAUCCGGUUCUUGCAGCAAGGUUGCGAGUUGGGCGCGGAAGCUCUGCGCCUUAGAGAUAAUGCGCCAGAGUCUCAGGAGACGAAGCAGGAGGAGUCCUGGAAACAGCUGCGAGAGCAGCUCCAUCGGCGAUGGGAAUUGCUUGGGGUGUGUUACUCGAAGAUUAGUGAACGGAAGCUAGCCUACGAGGCAUUCGUGCAGUGCAUCAAGGCGUACCCGUUCGCGAAUACGGAGUUCGUCCGUCUCGCUCGCUCCGGCCCAUGCGGGUCUGCCUUUGACGUUUCGCCGACCACCAAGCAGCUCGGGACGAUAGUCGACAGAGUGACGUACAUUGCUGCCUGCGAGUUGUUCCGACAACCCGGUGACGUCUCCCUCAGCGGUCCUAUGGAGGGUGUGCUUCCAGCAGAUGACUCAAGCAGGUGCAUUGUCGGCGCCAUACUUGAGCGGCAGGUAGAUGGCCUUGAUGGCAGUAAAUGGAAAGAUGGCGUCGAGAAUGUGAUCAGCGCCCUCUUGACGGACUGCCUCGCCGUUUACGAGCCGCAGAAGAUGCCAAUCAGGAGGGCGCGCGUCCUCGUCCGAUGCUUGGAAGCUUCGUACUAUGGCAGUGGGAAUGCACAAAGAUUCGCGGCUCGUCAUCCUGACGAAAUCGGGGACGAGGUCGGAGCGCUGCUUUCGCGAGAGCAUUACGGCGAAGAUGCAGAGUUGGUUCACUUCGUACCCCAAUAUUGGGCUGCUGCACGGCUCUGGCAAGCACUGCACGCACACCGCCUUGGAAGUCCGAAAGGACUUGCAGACAUUCCUACAUUAUUAGAACAAGCCUGUGACCAGUUGAAACCAUUAGCUUUACCCGUCGCACCUACCUCUCCCAGACUCAGCAGAUCACCUGUCGUAGCGAAGAAGGCGGCACCAUCAAGGGCCACGAAGACCUCCACGAAACGCACUGCGACACGCCGAGCUCCGGCUAAGAGCUCGAGGCAGCAUCCGGUCACUCCUCCUAAGGCCCGAAAAGCUUUGGAGCUAAUGUCCACUAACGCGCUGCAGACCGCUCCUCCGCAACAGUCGCAGACGAAGACGUCAACUGUGCUCUUAGACAAUUUUGAGAAAUUCUUUGGACUCCUGGAGAUGGCAGCACAGUUGCUGAACCUACUCGGUUACGUACUGGCCAGAGUCCGGAUGCUGAAUGUAAUGAAGCGACUCGCGGAUAGACAUGGAGGCCAUGAUCGCGACGGAUAUGUCAAGGCCUGUAUCGACUUAGCACAUGAAUACGUCAAGCUUGGGAAGAUCGAGAAGGCAGGCAAGAUUUAUGGCCAAGCCCUUACAGUUGUCCGUAGCAAGCAGACUUCAGAGGAGGCUGCCAUCUUCUUCCUCCUCCGGUACGCGGAGUCAUUGGCGGUCUCUGAUAACAUUCUACGGAGUUCAACCUCAUACUGCGAAGCCAUGGGAUUAAACGAAUGCUUACACACCGAAGAGAAGGGACUCUCUACUCUUGGGCGAGUACGAAUGAGAGUCGGGCGGCUCGAAAGAGCAGCUAGCGCAUGCACCACGUUCUCCGUCCUUCAGCACGCUAGGGACGAGCCUUCAGCUUCAACCAAGGGUCUUCUCCAAGCACUACGUCUCUGGAAUCGUGCCCUCGAUAGUCUAGCACGUCUUCGUCCCUCGAAGCCCGAUUCCAAGAAAACUUCGGAUCCGUCGAUGCCGUGCCAACAGCCAUACCGAGAUGGGCUAGAAUGGCGCGUAGCAAAUGGACUGCUAUCCACGUUGUUUGGUCUCGCGCAGGCCUACUUCUCCAGAGGGUCGGCUAGGGAAGCUGAAUACUUCAUUGAGCAGGCUUUCGACUUGGCUCACUCUCUGAACGCCCCGGCGGCCGUUGCCAGAGCACUAGCAAGAAAGGCUGAAAUUCAGCUCCGUCUCUGGCGUUUCGAGGAAAGCCACGGUAUCUUAGGAGAGGCCUUAAAGUCGUUGCCGAACGUCCUUGGUCCGGAUGUUGCUGACGUCUUGCGUCUCAAAGGAGACUAUCAUCGGCUCACUGCGAAUGUGAAGGAUGCUCAGCGGUUAUACGAUGAUGCCGCUGCUCUUUUAGAUCAAUUGGAGUCCAUGCUCACUGGUCUAGACGGUCCCUUGGCUGAAGGCAGGAGGUCUAGCAUAGCACGGGGAAAGUCAAGUGUUAAGGAACCUGCUACGGCUGACUGUAUAGUGCCUGCUCUCGCAGCAACUGUUCUCCGGCAACAAAUAUGGUUAUUGCGGGAGGAGGGAGAUGACCGCUAUCAGGAAGUACUUCACCGUUUCCUUGCGCUGCCUGCAUCCGCCGAGACAAAGGCUGAAGAAGUGGCUUUGAUGGCGAAGCUCACUCUGCAGGAUGUUUAUAAUCGGUUCAGAGGUGAUAUGUUUCUGAGCUCACUUGCAGAAUCGACUAUAUCAAUACCUAUGGGAUGUUUGUCAAGUAAGAGGAGCUCGCUAUCCCCGGUCAUCCAGGACAUUAUUUCUACCUUGGCCAAUUCGGAGAGAUUGUUUUGGUCAGACCUAUCCUUUAUAUCCCGCAGGGGACAGGUCCCCAACGUUCGUAGUGCCAUUUUGGCACUGGCUCUCGUGCGGGCUUUACAGAGCUCCUUGGGUAGAGCUGGGAAGGACAACUCGAUGCUUGCGGCAGGGCUCCUAGAUCAUGCAUCGGCUGUGGCACUCCGUCGCGAACUCCUGGAAGCAAUCGAUAACAAGUUCCUGGAGUCUGAGCACGUCGAUGAUGUGCUAUGGCCUGCGAUUACGCCCAACGGUUCGCCUCUUGAACUACCCAAAAGUCGGAAGAUGCCACGGCUGUUUUCUGGUCUCAGUUUGUCUCCGGACGGAUGUGCAAUUUCAGACGACCAGGAUCUCAGGAAGUACUGGUCGUCAAUCAGCGACCGAUGCCAUACAAGCAGACCGGACGUCGAACGUUUGUCGAUCUCUCACGUGAACAGCCUGCCUAGAAAUUGGAGUAUUAUCAAUAUCUGCAUUGCAGAGGAUAAGAGCGUUAUGUUUGUGUCCAGGCGCACAGCCGGGCGUCAACCCACAAUGUUCUGCUUGCCCCUGGGAGGCAGACGAGAUGUCGACGAAGAGGAACACUUGUCUUACGAUGCUGCAAUCGCCGAGCUGCGUGACAUCAUCCGAUUGAGCGAUGAGGGAACAAGGCAGGCAGGCGCAGUCAAGCAAUCCCAAGAGAAGGCAGCACGGGUCGCGUGGUGGGCUGAAAGGAACUCACUGGAUAAUCGAUUGAAGGCCCUGCUAGAAAACAUCGAGUUCUGCUGGCUAGGUGGUUUCAAGACUAUCCUCGGACCUCUACAAGCUAUUGGCGCGGAGGUGCUCACAGCUUUCCAAGCUAGGCUUGACAGGAUAGUCCGGCAUGGCAUAAAGUUGCAGGAGAAGAAAUACAAGAGCCAGGUCCGGUUGGACGAUUCUAUCCUUGAAUGGAUAUGCUCUUUGUCCCCUCAAUGCCACGACGAAGAGCUGGAAGAUCUGGUAUACUUCAUCCUAGACUUCUACCAGCUCCACGGAACACAGGUGGCCAUCGCCGAAGUGGAUGUUGACCAGGUUGUUGUAGAUCUCCGAAUGCUCCUGGAGGACUACUCUAGUAAGCUCAAGCCGGCCCAGGACGACGAGCAUAUGUUUCUCGUGGUGGACAGGAAUGCGCAUGAAAUACCAUGGGAAAGCCUCCCAAUACUAAGGGGCAGGAGCGUUAGUCGCAUCCCAAACAGCGAUUUCCUCUUCGAUCGUCUUGACUACGCGAGGUUAAGGCGAGGAUCCAAUACGGGAGAGACUGCGAAAGAGUGUUUGGACCGGGCCAUCGUGAAUCCUAGCAAAGCCUACUAUGUUCUCAAUCCAAGCGGAGACCUGAAGGCGACGGAGGGCCGAUUCCGCGAUUGGGUGACUGAUAUGCGGAAGGUAGGCUGGGACGGUAUCAUCGGUCGACAGCCAAGCGAGCUUGAAUUCGUCAACGCACUGUCAAGUAAAGACUUGCUGAUUUACUUCGGGCAUGGCGGAGGUGAACAAUACAUUCGUUCGCAUCGUGUACGACACCUGAAGCGCUGCGCUGCCACCAUGCUGUGGGGAUGUUCCUCCGGCACUCUCCGGGACAUGGGCGACUUUGAUCCCAUUGGCACACCUUACAACUACAUGCUUGCUGGGUGCCCUACAUUAGUCGCAAAUCUCUGGGACGUAACUGACCGGGAUAUUGACAAAUUCUCUCAAGCCGUCUUUGACGAACUCGACUUGACUCCCGGUGGAGUGCAGAGCAAGAAGAACGGCAGAAGCGAACGCCAGGCGGUAUCGGUCGUAAAGGCCGUUGCACAGUCCAGAGAUGCUUGUAAACUGAAAUAUCUGACUGGCGCCGCUCCAGUCGUCUACGGUAUUCCCUUCUACCUAUAACACGAUGGAUCUUAUCGUUGGACCAUACUUAUCCUAACUUAUUGAUCUUGCACCAUGUACUUGACAUAUGUAUCAAGAAUUCUAUCGCCAGAUUUUCAGG